This is a messenger RNA of Stylonychia lemnae, 927 nucleotides long. The record is from the annotation of a GenBank genome assembly. NCBI's taxonomy places the organism in Eukaryota, Ciliophora, Spirotrichea, Sporadotrichida, Oxytrichidae.
AUGAGAGGAGGUGGAACAAAAGGUGCUUAUGAAUCAGGUGCCUUAAAAGCCAUAAUUAAUAAGUUUAAACCAAUUGAAUAUCAGUAUGAUGUGGUUUCUGGAGUUUCAAUUGGAGCUGUAAACUCUGUUAUGUUAGCUAUUCACCCCAAAGGUAAAGAAAGAGAAGCACUCGGGGAACUUGAAAAUAUCUGGAGAACUCACUAGGUUUAAGACUUGUAUAGGAAUUGGCCUAAAUACGGGAUCCUUGGAGGAUUUUUCAAUGAUGCUAUAUUUGAUUCAACUCCAUUAAAGAAUUUCGCAAAUGACACCCUUCAUGGCAGACCUUUUAUCAGAAAGUUCACUUACGAAUCUGUUGAUUUGAAUACAGGUAGAGUAGUUAAUUUUGAUGAAAAAACUACUAGUGCCUAAUAAAUUUAAUCAGUACUUGCCUCUGCUUCAAUCCCAGGCUUUUUCUCACCAUAACAUCUUCAGAAUAUGGUACUUGCAGAUGGAGGAGUAUUUGAAAACUUAAAUUUAGGGCCAGCAAUUGUGAAAUGCAGAGAACAAGGAGCACCAGACCAAAAGAUUAUAGUUGAUAUUCUUCUCUGUUUUGAUUAACCAGUAAAGAUCUAGCAAUGGACAUAUGAGGAGGCAAAGUACAAAAGUGUGAGUGAACUAAAUAUGAGGAAAAAAGAGAUCAAAGAUGCCUAUUACUACCUUGAGGAUAUUGAAAGAGUUCUUAGGGGCUUUCCAGACAUCAACGUUAGGUACAUCCUUGAACCCAGUCAAAAGUUACCGAGCAAAUAUAUACCUAUUUUCUCAAGUCUUGAGGAUACUAUAUUCCAAAUUGAACUAGGAGAAAAAGAUAUGGAAGCUCUUAUAGAAAGUGGUAAAAAAUCUAAUAAUAAGCAUAUAGAAAAAAUGCUUGAGACUAGAAACUACAUUUGA